This is a messenger RNA of Echinostoma caproni, 303 nucleotides long. Lineage: Eukaryota; Metazoa; Platyhelminthes; Trematoda; Plagiorchiida; Echinostomatidae. The record is from the annotation of a GenBank genome assembly.
AUGCCGGAAAUGCCCAAAUCUGUGCCGUUGCAAGACUAUUUUUUGCGCUAUCGGGGCGCCCAAUCGGACAGUGUGCCGACAAAACCGAACGAGCAUGCGAUCGCACCCACAUUGAACAGCUAUGUGCUGGACAACUUGACUCCGAACACGACCUAUCACAUCUCGCUGGCCGCACGAACUAGCUACGGAGUCGGAGUCGCAGCGCAGAUCAAAGUUCGCACAGAAAGCAACGAUUUGAACGACCGACCGACCGACCGACGAACCGCAUCAGGUGCAUAUCGUGAUUCAUCCUGUGACCACUAA